AUGUCGAUCGUUGAGCAGCUCCCCCAGUUGCAGCAAACCCAAAUCCCCUUUACGGGGUCACUUUCUGUGAAUACCAUAGAACCUGCCGCGUUGUCAACCGCCGAGUACCUUCUUCAGUUGGAACCAUUUCAAAUCCCGGUCACGGCCUUCGCCUCACCAGAGGAGACCAAGAAUGCAUACGACCAAGCUCGCCUGCUCUGCAGGCAUUUCAACCUCAGCAUCCACGACAUCAAAAACCUGACACCCCGCUUCUGGUCCUUCCACACCUCGCGCAUCCACGUCCAAACCUGCGCCGCCUCGACCCUCCUCAGCAUCCACUGGAACCUCUGCAUCGGCACCCUCGCCCACUACACCUCCUCCAACCGCCGUCCGGACCUCCACCCGCUCCUCGCCCGCCUCCUCCGCUUCGACCAGAUCGGCCAAUUCCUGCUGACCGAAAUGGGCCACGGCCUCGACGCCGCGCACCUCGAAACCACCGCCACUUUGCAGUCUGAUGGCAGCUUCUCGCUGCACACGCCGCGCAUGGCCGCCGCCAAGUUCAUGCCGCCGACGACGCCGGAGGCGGGCGUCGCCGCCGGCGCCGUCGUCUUCGCGCGGCUGGUCGUGGGGGGAGAAGACCGCGGCGUGCGGCCGUUCUGGGUCGAGCUGCACGACGGCACGUGUAUGGCCGAGGGCGUGACGUCGAUCAAGCUGCCGCGAAGGGCGGGCGCGGCGGCGGUCGAUCACGCGGUGACGGUGUUUACGCACAAGCGGCUGCCGCCGGGUGCGAUGCUGGACAACAGUGAUGGGGUGGCGGCAGCGUUCGCGCGGCCGGAGAAUCCGAAGAAGCAUUUUUUGGGAUUGCUGCACCGCGUCGCCGUCGGCACCAUGUCGCUGACGAUGAAGUACGCCGCGGACCUGAGGCAGGCGGCGUAUAUCGCGGGGCGGUACUCGCAGCGAAGGACGGUGACGGGGCCGAAGGGGCAGAAGGUGCGGAUUAUCGAGUUCCGCACGCAGCAGCGGCCGAUUCUGCAUGCGUUGGCGCAGGCGGCGGUGUUUGAGGCGGGGGCGAAGUAUUGUGCGGAGCUGUUCACGAAGGCGAAGGAUCAUCGUGUGAAGCAUGGUGUGGCGGCCGCGUUCAAGGCGGGCGUGACGUGCAUGGCGCAGGAGUCGCUGGUGCAGCUGGCGGACCGGUGCGGCGCGCAGGGCUUGUUCGAGCACAAUGGCAUUGUGAGGGCGCAGAUGGAUAUGCGCGGGAAUUCGAUUGCUGAGGGCGAUGUGUUGGCGUUGAGUAUUCGCCUAACAUCCGAGCUCCUCCUCGGCCGCUACUCGCUGCCCCCCUCGCCCCACCCCGACUCGCUCCCAUCCCUCUACUCCGCCGGCCUCCUCGCCGAAGCCGCCGCCAUCGCCGCCGAAAUCAUGUCAACCCCUUCCCCCUCCGACAGCACCUCCUCCUCCUCCUCCCACCGCUCCGCCCGCUUCAACGCCUCCAUCCUCCCCCUCGCCCAACCCCUCGUCGAAGCCCUGGGCUGGCGCCUCGUCCACGACGGCGCCGCCGCUCCCGGCAGCGGCGUCGACCCCGACCUGCUCGCGCUGUUCGAGGCGGGCGUGGCGGUCAGGGGAGCGAGUUGGUUCGUCGAGAACGGCGUCGAGGGGUGCGAGAGUAGGCGGGCGAUCAUGGCGCGGGAGGAGCGGGCGAUUGAUAGGCUGGUGGGCAGGUUGGAUGGGUUGUUGGGGGGGUUGGGAGUGGAGGGGUAUUUGAGGGGGAGGGUGCCGAUACUGGGGGAGGGGGAGUGGGAGGGGUUUGUGGGGGGGUUGCCGAGGUUUGAGGGUGGUGGGAGUGGGAGUGGGAGUGUGAGGAGGAGGGGGGAGGCGAGGCUUUGA
Molecule: messenger RNA, 1863 nt
Organism: Lasiodiplodia theobromae
Lineage: Eukaryota; Fungi; Ascomycota; Dothideomycetes; Botryosphaeriales; Botryosphaeriaceae
Product: Acyl- oxidase protein
Exons: 3
Coding region: 1-1863 (620 amino acids)
Biological process (GO): lipid homeostasis; fatty acid beta-oxidation using acyl-CoA oxidase
Cellular component (GO): peroxisome
Molecular function (GO): fatty acid binding; FAD binding; acyl-CoA oxidase activity
Source: RefSeq, a predicted model, not a curated record